Molecule: messenger RNA, 851 nt
Organism: Anastrepha ludens (Mexican fruit fly)
Lineage: Eukaryota; Metazoa; Arthropoda; Insecta; Diptera; Tephritidae
Product: probable methylthioribulose-1-phosphate dehydratase
Exons: 7
Coding region: 80-751 (223 amino acids)
Cellular component (GO): cytoplasm
Molecular function (GO): methylthioribulose 1-phosphate dehydratase activity; metal ion binding
Source: RefSeq, a predicted model, not a curated record
CCAGCUAAUUUCUUAUCGCUUCAUACGGAUCUUAUCAGAAUCGUUAUUAAGCAUUGUGAAAGGUGAAGGAAAAUAUAAUAUGUCUAUCUAUCAGGAUCUGCCCGAGGAACAUCCACGUAAACUAAUACCAGAACUAUGUCGGCAGUUCUAUCAUCUCGGCUGGGUAAGUGGCACUGGUGGGGGAAUGAGCAUUAAAUAUAACAAUGAAAUUUACAUAGCGCCAUCGGGAGUACAAAAGGAACGUAUUCAGCCAGAUGAUUUAUUCGUACAAGAUGAUGAAGGAAAGGAUAUACAGCUACCUCCUGAUUAUAAAAAACUAACGAAAAGCCAAUGUACACCACUAUUUAUGCUGGCUUAUCAACAUCGUGGCGCACAGGCAGUGAUACACACACACUCCAUGCAUGCAGUAAUGGUAACUUUGAUGUGGCCUGGCGAGGUUUUCCGUUGUACACAUUUAGAAAUGAUCAAAGGGGUUUACGACGAAGACCUGAAACGCUAUCUACGAUACGAUGAAGAGUUGGUGGUGCCGAUUAUUGAAAAUACACCAUUUGAGCGAGAUCUUGCGGAUAGCAUGUACGCAGCUAUGCUUAAGUACCCUGGAUGCAGUGCAGUGUUGGUACGCCGACAUGGCGUAUAUGUGUGGGGCAAAAGCUGGGAAAAAACGAAAACUAUGUCAGAAUGCUAUGAUUAUCUGUUUUCUAUUUGUGUGGAGAUGAAAAAGAAUGGUUUAAAUCCUGAAAAAUUCGAAUGAAAUGUCGGAUAUUUGCCAAUUUAUUGCAUUUUACUCAAGUUUAAAAUUGUAAUAUUUUUUAAUUUACCCAACAGUAGUAAAAAAUAAAAUUUUAAAUAUA